Messenger RNA from Tupaia belangeri chinensis (Chinese tree shrew), 609 nucleotides. RefSeq names its product D-dopachrome decarboxylase. The record is from RefSeq and is a predicted model, not a curated record. Gene Ontology annotation, molecular function: phenylpyruvate tautomerase activity. NCBI's taxonomy places the organism in Eukaryota, Metazoa, Chordata, Mammalia, Scandentia, Tupaiidae. The transcript is spliced from 3 exons. Bases 80 to 436 code for a protein of 118 amino acids.
UCUACAAGCCUUGGGUACUCCCAGCCCGACUGCCCGCCGGUUCUGUCUCUGCCGAGUCCCCUACGUCCCUCUGACCGACAUGCCGUUCCUUGAGCUGGACACGAAUUUGCCGGCUGAUCGCUUGCCGGCGGGGUUGGAGAAGAGGCUCUGCGCAGCGGCCGCCGCCAUCCUGGGCAAACCCGAGAACCGCGUGAACGUGACAGUGCGGCCCGGCCUACCCAUGGCGGUGAGCGGUUCCACCGAGCCUUGCGCGCAGCUGUUAGUCUCCUCCAUCGGUGUGGUGGGCACGGCUGAGCAGAACCGAGCCCACAGCGCCAGCUUCUUCGAGUUCCUCACCAAGGAGCUGGCCCUGGGCCAGGACCGGAUAAAUAUCCGCUUUUUCCCUCUGGAGCCCUGGCAGAUUGGCAAGAACGGGACGGUCAUGACGUUUUUAUGAUUGGCAUGGAGGGCAUCUGGGGCGUCUGUCAACUGGUCGCCCCUUCCAGAGAGGCCUCCCGGCAGAAUGAGGGCCUGACGGACACCAGCUUCGGGCGCCCCUUUAAGCAGACAUGCCUGUGACCCCACAGUGUAUGCCAAAAAAUAAAGGAAAAGUGCUUCGUUGUUCUAACA